Molecule: messenger RNA, 1773 nt
Organism: Psilocybe cubensis
Lineage: Eukaryota; Fungi; Basidiomycota; Agaricomycetes; Agaricales; Agrocybaceae
Exons: 2
Coding region: 1-1773 (590 amino acids)
Molecular function (GO): protein binding
Source: RefSeq, a predicted model, not a curated record
AUGGGACAAGUUCACUCGUUGUACAAUGCCCUUUUCUCUCUCAGUCAACGGUCCAUUCUCAGUGUUCGCCGACUACUAUUUGGUGGAAACGAACUGCUACUGGAAGGGUUAAAAUCAGAAGAAACCAUUGUGUACCUUCCCAACUCAAUCUUUCAAUCACUUCCUGUGGAGAUAAUUCUUCAUAUUUUCUCUCAUUUGGAGCUCCAGCCAUACCUCUUCUCUCGUGGUGUAUGCAAAGAAUGGCAGCGUCUCCUUCCGCUGGCUGAUAUCCAUCCAGCACGGCUCCGUCUAGCUGAGCUUUAUUUGGAGAUGGUUAAUACGCCAGAUUUUAUCGACACUCGUACCUGGAUAAUUGACAAUCUCCAGCCAUUCGACCGACAAGCGUACAUCGACACCCUCCUUUCCCAAUAUCCGGCAGUUCCGGAAGAGUUUCGCAUAUGGCUUCUCGAAUGGCCAGAAAUGGCGACUGUAAGUUGUAUUUGGCCUGGUCUGCCAUUUAUAUCAUGCAUCGACUUCAGCCCCCGUAAAAGGUCUGGCGUUUACUGGGUAGCAUACAAAAAGCAUUCCCCUCAACUUCUAGCGCCAGUCUAUAGGCAGCACACUCCCUACGCCAAGUUUGUCCCUGGCCUUCUAAUCUGGAGGCGAAGUCACUUGACUGAGUGGCUUAUUUUCGAUAAAGAUGAACCUGAACUCUUUGGCCGUGUGUAUGUCACCAGUUUGUUGGAACUUGAAUCAUCGGGGGUCAUCCCUCACGAACGACAAAAAAUUCCCGAUGACGACGACGAGCUGGAAGAAGCGUAUGACGCGGACGCAGAUGGGUAUCUCAACGUGCCAUAUCCAGAUUGGAUCACCUAUUUGGAAAGCUGCUGGGCCGAAAAUGUUAGAAGGCUCGAACACCGUGAAACGUGCCGUCCGUUUGAGGACCGCGUCAUUCCUGAAUCCGAAAUCACCCCGCAAUUCAACUCGUCUUAUGCUACUGCACUCCCCACUGUUCCAUGGAGCUUACGGGAGUCGUUUACAGAGAAUCUCAUGAAUACGGAAGCUACUUGCCGGACUUAUGAACUUAGCUCGGUGAAAGAUGCGCAGCAGUCUAGUGCUGUCUUCGUCAUCAACGACAUUGAGAUGAUUGUCGCACCGCAGCAGAACGACAAAUCAGAGACAGCGUCCAUCGCGUCGACGCUCGUCGACGUCGAAAAGCCACCGCCGAAUCGGAUACCUCGAUAUCUCGCCAAGCUCAUCAGUGCAUCCCUCCCUUUAGCGCUCGUUGCUUUCAUAUGCACCGUCAUCGACAAUGUCAUCCGCUCGCAGAAUCCUAAACUGCUGAUACCCAUUAUCCUGGCAUUCGUGCUGACACUGCCCCACCACGGAGAGACGUUGCUCCUCGUAUGGUUACAGCGCCACCACACCGACUCCAUUCUCCCUUUCACGCCAUGUUCUCCGAAAGUUAUUGCCUACGCUACGCUUUUGUGGUUGUUGUGGAUGGCGUCUGUCGUCGAGCGAGCAAUCAGCUUUCACCGCGCCAGAAAGCACGAUAUUGUACUCUGUUUUCCUGGGAUAGGAUCCAAUGGAACUCCAAUAAACGCCUGCAGUACAUGGAUGGCGGAUAUCCUAUGGGCGGUGACCACGUCUGCUGUUGCUUCGGCGAUAGAGGCGGCUAUUAUCCUUUCGAUCACUACAGUGUGUUUUUUGCAUCACAGACAAGAGCUUAAGUCUUCUCCUGCACUGACAAGAUCUAAUCCUUCAAUGCUGGAGGGAAAGGCCGCGGAGGUUUGA